UGUGUUCUUAUUUAUAUUAUGGAACCAGACAGUCAUGGACUUACUAAAUCAUUGUUUUUUUGUUUUGCAGUUGAAUGAGGAAAAUAAACUGUACAAGUCCUCUGUGAUGGUUACAGCCGGUGCAAAUCAGGCAUUCGUUAACCUUGUUCUUACAUUGUGUGAUGCUGGGGAUUCUGUGGUUAUGUUUGCUCCGUAUUACUUCAAUGCCUACAUGUCUUUUCAAAUGACUGGUGUCACUAAUAUAUUGGUUGGUCCCAGUGACCCAAAAACACUUCAUCCUGAUCCAGAUAAUUGAAGUGAUAUCGGGUUGAAAGCUAAGCGAUUGUGUAGAAAUGGUCAAGCGACCGUUGAAAAUUGAAGACUGAGAAGGCAUUUAGGAUUUUUAAUUAUUUAAUUCUUGUAUUAGAAUUUUUUUUUCAUGUACUAUUGUAGAAAUGUAUAUAUAAACAUAAUAUUAAUAUUUUAUUUUGUGUAUUCAAAUGUAAAAGACAAAUGUUAUAGUUUCUAACAUAAUAUGAAUUUCAUUGAUUUGUUGGCGUGUGAAAAA
Cucumis melo (muskmelon) is the source of this 547-nucleotide messenger RNA. Its product is annotated as aromatic aminotransferase ISS1-like. The transcript is spliced from 3 exons. Gene Ontology annotation, molecular function: pyridoxal phosphate binding. Lineage: Eukaryota; Viridiplantae; Streptophyta; Magnoliopsida; Cucurbitales; Cucurbitaceae. Bases 35 to 295 code for a protein of 86 amino acids. The record is from RefSeq and is a predicted model, not a curated record. Gene Ontology annotation, biological process: biosynthetic process.